Molecule: messenger RNA, 903 nt
Organism: Xenia sp. Carnegie-2017
Lineage: Eukaryota; Metazoa; Cnidaria; Anthozoa; Malacalcyonacea; Xeniidae
Exons: 3
Coding region: 132-896 (254 amino acids)
Source: RefSeq, a predicted model, not a curated record
CAAUUCCAACCAAUCAUUGCUGUUGAUAAGCAUAGUUGAGCUAGGCAAAUUAGGCAAUUGAAAAUUAACAUACACUCGUAUUGUUUCUGAACAGCCUCUGUGCUCAGUUUACGGUUUUGUGAUAUUUUAUAAUGUCUUCAUUGUGUUGUGGUAAUUUAUACGAGACUGCUCAGUCUGCGUUGGCCAAAAACGAUUUAAAAUGCCUUAAUGAGCUUUAUUCUCGUUUAUUGGUCGACGUUCGACCUAUGUUUACUAACGAGCAGCUGUUAGAUAGAAUUUAUGACCCCGACCAUACUCUGUGUCGAAAUUUUGGAGCUGAAAUAUAUGUGCCAAAGCACGCUCAUGACGGAAAGACUUGUACUGCAAUAAGAUCUGAAGCUUCUGGCAAUUGCCUCUACAGUUCAGCUUCCCUAGUUCUGGUAGGUAACAAUGCAUUGGUCCCUACUUUGCGAAUUUUAACAUCGCUUGAGCUAUUUAUUCAUGCUGCUUUUUAUGCUCAACACCCAUGCUUUUUGUCUGUUAUAAGUGAGCACAGUGAUUACUUUGCCCAAAGCUUAAACAAUCUUUUGCCUUUGUCAGUGUCUAAAGAAUGUUUAGACACUGGAUAUACAACAGAUGAACUGGUAAAACAGGAGGCUAUUUUAAAUUGUAAUGACCAGAAAUGGUCAUCUUUUCUUUGUAUUUUGGGCCUAUCUUCUGUUUUAGGUAGAAAAAUUCAUACUUUUUAUCCUGAUUCUGGUGAAAGUAGAUAUAAAUUGUUAUUUAAUCGUAUUGUUCAGCCCCGGUUAUUAAGCCAAAGAGGUUUGGAUGCUAUUAAUAUUUUGUUUUGUCAUGAAGGAUCUGUACAACCAGGGAGAAAGUUAAGGGUAUGGAUAAUUCUGAAAUAUGUCAUUUGAUAAAAAA